Drosophila suzukii is the source of this 2074-nucleotide messenger RNA. It is a transcript of the gene Gasz, whose product is annotated as ankyrin repeat, SAM and basic leucine zipper domain-containing protein 1. Gene Ontology annotation, biological process: piRNA processing. The record is from RefSeq and is a predicted model, not a curated record. Gene Ontology annotation, cellular component: pi-body. NCBI's taxonomy places the organism in Eukaryota, Metazoa, Arthropoda, Insecta, Diptera, Drosophilidae. Gene Ontology annotation, molecular function: protein binding.
UUUGCUUUGUUGUUUUCUUCCUUUCGCGUUUUUCCUGAUUUUUGGCCACAACAAUGUGCUAGGACUCCUUAGUUUGCAUUUUUCUGAAUCCAAUCCCACAAGAUGAGCAGCCGAAGCCACUACGGACCUCCCCGGGACUCCGACUCGGACAGCAGCUACGAUGGCUUCUACUUCUCGGAUGAUAGGAAACGCUCGAAGCCCGCACCUUAUGUGGAUCCCGAGCAAAAGCUCUACAAUGCGGUGCUCGACGGAGAUCUACAGACGAUGCGGGAGGAGAUGCAGAAGCUCGUCUUCCAGGUGGACCAGACCGUGAAGGGAGGCCCCAACUUGCUGAUGCUCGCCUGUCGCGAAGGACACUACGAAAUUGUUGAGUGGUUGGUGGAGAAGGCAAAGGCCAACGUAAACCGGCAGCUGGACUCGGUGAUGCCGCUGAUGAUGGCUUGCGACAGCCAAAACAAGGAUCCGUAUGUGGCGGAGAAAAUAGUGCGCCUCCUCCUGCGCCACGGGGCCGUGGUCAACGUGUCCGACAAAUACGGAAUGACACCCUUUAUGUUCGCCUGCCAGAACGGCUUCACCGGCGUGGUGCGCCUCCUGAUCAAGGACGUCAGCUUCGAUGCAGUGGACAAUCAGGGCUGCACGCCAAUCUUCCAUGCCAUCGAAAAGAAUCACGUGGAGGUCGUCAAGCUGCUGGUGGAAGCAGGCGUCAAUGCCACGAUAGCUAACAACAAGGGAUACACGCCCACCCAGGUGGCUGAGUGCCACGGAUACUACGAUCUGCUGGAGAUCCUGCCGCGUCCAGCCUCCACCUACCUGGUGCCCACCCACUUCCUGGGCUACAACACGCUAAGGGAUCACAUUCCACGCAUCUUCCUGAAAAGUGACUGCCCGGAGUAUUUCCAGGAGUUGAACGGCAUCCUGCAGUCCAUCAAUGUGGGAAAUAUGGUUCAGCAUUUUGCCAUCGCACGGACCUCGCUGGCCGAGUUCCUGGUCAUGGAUGAGGAGUCUCUCCGAAAGGUGGGCAUCGAGUAUCCCAUCUACCGUCACAAAAUAUUGAAGGGCAUUCUGGACUUCCAUCUUCAUCAUUGGUGUAACUCGUCGAUUGCUCGAGUCAAGGAAAAGGACAUGGACAACUUUUACGAGAUUCUAAUGAUCGCCGCCAAUCAUCUGCAACAUUUGGUUAUCAUUCAGGCCUCUUUGCGAUUCGUAUUGAAGAACCAAGAAGAAAACCAAAUGGGGCAUCCUAACGAGACGCAGCUGGCCACUAUAAAGACCAAUGUUCAGGGAUAUCGCGAUGUGCUCAACCAAAUAACAAAGACCGUAAAAUACCUUGGGUCGUUCAGUCCCCCACAGAAUCCUCUUUUCAUUGACUUUAACGAAAUCCUGGCCGAGAGGAAGCGCAAGAAGGUGCGCAACUACUUCAAAUACACCACCAUUAUCCUCGGAAUCUCAGUUUUCAUUUGCCUCAAGUGCAAGUGGUUCUCAUAGUAUUCGUAUCGCUGCAUUUCCAGAAUCAUUUUUAACAAUGCUUUACAAAUAACGUUGUUUUCCAUACCACUUGGUGAAUCGGAAUUCAUUUGUUUUUCCAAAUCAAAAUAGUUUUAGUUGAGAAAAGUAUUUAGUUUAACUCAAAUUUCCUUUAAAGUUUCUCUAAAAUACCACUUGGUGAAUCGGAAUUCAUUUGUUUUUCCAAAUCAAAAUAUUUUUAGUUGAGAAAAGUAUUUAAGUUUAACUCAAAUUUCCUUUAAAGUUUCUUUAAAGUAGACAAUUUACUGUUGAAAAACGUGUAAUCUCAAAUUACACAUUUAAGUUUAACAUAAGUAAUAAACUAUAAAUAUAUUGUUGAGACAAUAGAAGUUCAAGAGUAAUGAAAUGAAAUGUAUCAAAUGUUACCUGAAACUCGAAAAAAUACCUGAACUUAAAAAAAAGAGUAUAUAAAAGAUAAAAUCUGAAGUUAAAGAAGAAACUCACAAUAACUUUAACUUACUUUAUAAAAGUAGCUUUAGGCGUAAAGAAGUACCAACAUAAACUAGUGUUAUUUGUAUUAACCGAUUAAUAAAGGAGUUGUUAUUAAAUG